CCGACUUUGCUGAUGUCGCGAGUGCCUCGACCUCCAUGGCCGAGACAUGGAUCCAGGAGAUGAUCGCGGCUGGUCUCGCGAGCGGGCACAUCCUCAACUACGAUUACAUCCAGGCUACAUCCACCGAAGAGCCAGCCCCCAUCGGAUCCGUCGCUGCAGCACUGGGUGUCUCAUCGACAGGCUCGACACCCGCUUCAUCCUCUUCCUCUGUAGAUGCGAGCAGCGUCGUGGCCUCUAGCACCUCUUCUUCUCUCGCCGACACAGCUACCUCGGCUGUGGCAACUACCUCUGUAUCAGCAGCGAGCGAGGCCACCUCCACGGUCGAGGCCAGCACUGCCUCGGUGCCUGAAGAGACGGCCACUCCUACAGCCGAGCCUACCACUAGGAGAUGUAACCGGAAGCGGGCCCGUGAGUUCUCAGGGUAGAUGACAGGACAUUGACCAAUUCAUUCAUUACUUUCUCUUUCUAUCCUUCAAAGACAUUUCUGGAUAUUCUUUUUCUUCCUUCUUUUUCACCCUGCAUGGAUUGGGGGGGGGGGGAUCAAUUUUACCUAACGAACUGCAUGAGGCGUUCAUUCGAGCUGUGAAGUAGGACUUCGCCUCAUCUUGUCUUUCUCUGUAUAUAUUCAACAUAUUUCAAAUCAAAAAAGUCGUAGCUACGUCUACGCCAGAC
Messenger RNA from Cryphonectria parasitica EP155, 672 nucleotides. RefSeq lists its product as uncharacterized. The transcript has 2 exons. The record is from RefSeq and is a predicted model, not a curated record. The coding region runs from base 36 to 425 and encodes 129 amino acids. NCBI's taxonomy places the organism in Eukaryota, Fungi, Ascomycota, Sordariomycetes, Diaporthales, Cryphonectriaceae.